Messenger RNA from Aspergillus neoniger CBS 115656, 676 nucleotides. RefSeq lists its product as uncharacterized. The coding region runs from base 49 to 417 and encodes 122 amino acids. The record is from RefSeq and is a predicted model, not a curated record. NCBI's taxonomy places the organism in Eukaryota, Fungi, Ascomycota, Eurotiomycetes, Eurotiales, Aspergillaceae. The transcript has 3 exons.
UUCGCGCUAUGCUCUUUCACAUCCCAAAGAUGCGUACAGUCCUUUGAGAUGCCUACCUUGACAUGGUCAUUCUCAUUAGCCGCAGACGCUCGAUUGGAGAGAUCAAGACUCGAGACUUCUACCAUCUAUCAUCUGAAUCCGCCACAACGAAACAAGCCCCAACUUUCUAUGCUAGCAUUUGCGCCACAGGGAGAAAUGAAAGAAAACAAGAUAGGCCCGCCUACCCCCGACAGGCAUGUCUCACUCACGUAUGCAUAUACGCCAUGUACAAGAUCACAUUUGGCACAAAAGACUGCCUUUUAUUCCAGGCUUCCGACUCUUCAGAGUUGUGACAUCAACCCUUCGUGGAGACUUAUCCAUGACAUUAAAUUUUUUUCCUGCUAUAUCUUCGAUCCUUCUAACAACGGGGCAACAUGAACGUUGGACAAAUCACGAUCCUUUGAAACGACUCAGAGGUAGUUGAUAGGUUACGAGGGUCUUCCUUAAACACAUUCUAUAGCUUCAUGGCCAUUCUUCGCCUCUCCGUUGGAACAAUCAAUCACCUCAUGAAGCCCUGGCGGAACAAGUGACCUUCAGCUCACGGCCCCCUGCGGCUCAGCCCUGCGUAGGUUAACUAGUUAUCUACCUACCUUCGAAGUUCUUAGUCAGAUGUAGAAAUCUCGCGGCCUAAACUAAC